ACGGGUAAAUGCCGUUGUGGGGCGGUCCUGUCGAGGGCCCCGGAUCUAGGCUGCCAUUCUCGGGCUCCCUCGUAGCACGAGGGUCAGGCGAGCGUCACGCGGAGGUUUAUUUCCCAGGCGAGCACGGCACGGCCGGGGCCACGAUGGACUUCCCCAGCUCCCUCCCGCCCUCGUUGUUUACGACUGGCCCCCUUGGUCUGAGUGAUGUCCCUGAUGUGUCCUUCAUGUGCAGCUGGAGAGACGCGCUGACCCUGCCGGAGUCCCUGCCCCAAGGUUCUGAGAAUGCGGCGCCCCACGUGGCCAAGGGCCUGCUCUGGGAGCCGGACACCCCUGGGCCGCUGCCCUUGCUGCCUCCUGGUCCCGAUCCCUGGGACCCCGGCGUGACUGCCCAGGAUCUGCUUUUCCGGGGAGGGUGCCAGUUCCGUAGACAGCCCCGAGCCGUGCUGGACGUUACUGAGCAGCUCAGCCGGUUCUUGUGGGACCAUGGGGACAUAGCCUUUGCACCCCUGGGGAAGCUGAUGCUGGAGAAUUUCAAACUGGAGGGAGCACGGAGCCGUUCUAAGAAGAAGACGGUGGUCAGCGUGAAGAGGCUACUCCAGGACCUCGGUGGACACCAGCCCUGGGGCUGUCCCUGGGCUUACCUCAGCCAACGCCAGCGCCGGUUCUCCAUCCUUGGGGGCCCGAUCCUCAGCACGUCGGUGGCGAGCCUCCUGGGGGAGCUGCUGCAUGAGGAGCUGGCCCUGCGGUGGGAGCAGCUGCUCCUGGACGAGGCCUUCACUGGGGGCGCGCUGGCCUGGGUGCCCGGCAGGACGCCCAGGGCCGGGCAGCUGGUCUACCCUGCAGGAGGCGCCCUGGACAGGCUGUACUUCCAGAAGGUCAUCCUGACCCCAGGCAGCGAGCCCCGGGUUCUCGGAGGCCCUGGCCAUAUCCGGCUCCGGGGACCUGUCCGGCAGGUGGUGACCCGCACCGUGCAGGGAGAAGGUAAGGCCACACAUAGACACCUGCCCCGUCCACUCACUGACCUGUUGCCUGACUCUGAGCCCCUCCCUCCCUCAGCUCUGCUGGCCGUCCGCUCUGACCACCACUGUGCCCUGUGGAAGGUCAGUGAGCAGGGGCAGCCGGCCCCUCUCCAGGUGCUGCAGGUCAGGAAGGGGGCCACGGGGAUCAGCCUCAGCCCCCACCUGCCUGGAGAGCUGGCCAUCUGCAGCCGUUCCGGAGCCAUCUGUCUGUGGACUCCCCAGGACGGGCUGCAGCAAAUCUACAAGGACCCCGAGACCCUUGUGUUCCGGGACCCCUCUCCCUGGCGUUGGGCAGACUUCACCGCCCACCCUCGAGUGCUGACUGUGGGUGAUCGCACCGGAGUGAAGAUGGUGGACACUCAGGGUCCGCCGGGCUGUGGUCUGCUGCUUUUCCGUGGAGGGGCCGAAGCAUCGUGCCAGAAAGGGGAACGCGUCCUGCUCACCCAGUACCUGGGGGAGUGCGGCCCCGAGUGUCUGCACCCCACGCUCCACCUCAUCUGCACCCAGUUCUCGCUCUACCUGGUGGAUGAGCGCCUCCCCUUGGUGCCCCUGCUGAAGUGGAACCACAGCCUCCCCUCCGCACCCCUGCUGGCCCGGCUGCUGCCCCCGCUCCGCACAGGCCUCCCGCGGCCACUGCUCCUGGCGGGCCAGGGUGGGGAGCUGCAGCUGCUGCACAUCGCAGGAGAGGGGGCUUCCACGCCCCGGCUGGCAGGACCCCCCCAGUCUCUCCCUUCCAGGAGCGACUCCCUCUCUGCCUUCCCCUUGCUGGAGCCCAAGAGUCAGUGGCGGCUGCGGGAACGUCUGACAGCACCAGCCAUAGGUCUGGCCGCCGCCAUUCCACCCUCCGCUGCCACACCAGUGCUGUCGCUCUUCCAACUUUCGGCGGCUGGAGACGUCUUCCACCAGCGCCUCCACCUCCAGGCAGACCCUGGGCCUGACUCUCCUGCCCCCACGGCUUCCUGGACCCCCCAGGCCUCUGCCUCCUGCAGCCAGUGGCUGAAGGCCCUGCUGGAGGUGCCCCCGGCUCCCCCCGUGUGGGCUGCACCUACCUUCUCCCACCGCCGCCUGCUGGGCUGCUUUGAGCCUCAGAAGGCAGAGGGCAGAGCGCCAGAGGGUCUCCGCACGGCCAUGGCCAAAGGGCGUGUCCUGCAGCCGAGGGACCUGGGCUUGCUCCCCACGGAAGAGCGGGCCCCCGCCCCCGAGCCAGGCCCCGAGGACGAGCUCAGCGAGCGCUUGGAGGCAGCCUGGGAGGGCCGGGCGGCAGCCUGGUGGGAGAGGCGGCAGGGCAGCAGCUUGGGGCCUGGCAAACAGCCCAAGCGGCACAAGCGCCGGACUCAACUGUCCAGCACCUUCUCCUCGCUCAGCGGCCGCUUAGACCUCUCAGACGCCGCCAGCCCCCCUCCCAGCCCGGAGCGGACACUCCCCGAGGCCGGGCCUCAGCCCCCAGUGUCCCCGCCCUCCCAGGAGUCCACGCAGGAGCCGUGGGCCCGGGGCGUCCCGUCGGAGCGGCAGCAGACCCUCCGGGACUACAUGGCGGGGCUGCCGCUCCGAGGGGCCUCCCCGGGCGGGGCCUCCGUGCCUUCCUCCCGGACCUCCAGCGCCCGGGCCGGCCCCUCCCGGCGGCGCGCAGCCGCCCACUCCGGCGCCCAGCCACACGGGAAGAAGCCGCGCAUGGGCUUCUGAGGCCCGGGGAGGCCGCCCCCGCCUCCAGGGAGCCCUUUGUCCUGGAUGAGCUGUGCCUUCUGUGGCUGAGACGGGACAUAAAGAGAACAGCCGCCAGGGUGAAGACCUUCCCGCUUUCCAGAGGCCUUCGUGACCACGGGAGACAUUCAGAAGCGGUUUGAAUCCUCGUCGGGGGAAGAAGGGCGACGAGGUAGCCGUCUCUCCUGUAGCUCGUUCUCCCAGGGGCACGUCGGGAAGUCCCGGGGGCCCCGUCCUGAAGGUCAGUGUCGCCGGGAUCCCCUCCAGCCGACAGUGCUGUGCUGGAGAGCAGGGGCUCCAGGCGGCCGAGGGCUCCGCCACGCACGGGCCCCCGGGACGUGGCGGGUGACGGUGAAGUGAGCUGCGCAGCCUGCCGGCGCUCCGCUGCUGGGCGUUGGCAGCCGGCUGCUGGUGGUUCGGUGUGUGUGUGUUAAGCGGUUUCUAGCACCAUCUGACAUUUUGUAGAGGGAGGCACUUUGGACCUACAUUUAGGGGUCGAGUAAACUUGUCAGCUGAGCCUCGUUUUGAACGAUCAAGUUUCUCAGGCCGGGCUGCGUCCCCGUACUUGGCUUUCGACAUUGAGCACGUCAGGUUCGCUUCCUCCGCAGCUCUGUGGCUCCGGUGAAGGGUCUGCGCUCUUGCAGGGAAAACACCCCCUGGGAAUGACACGGGGCCCUGGGGCGGGGCCUAGGUUUCUGAUCACGCGUGAAGA
Molecule: messenger RNA, 3432 nt
Organism: Kogia breviceps (pygmy sperm whale)
Lineage: Eukaryota; Metazoa; Chordata; Mammalia; Artiodactyla; Physeteridae
Source: RefSeq, a predicted model, not a curated record